UUCAAGGAUGUGGCUGUAGAGUUUACCCAAGAAGAGUGGGCAUUGCUGGAUCCUUCUCAAAAAACACUGUACAAAGAUGUGAUGCUGGAGAACUGCAGGAACCUGGCAUCGCUCGGGUAUCAUGUUGAUAAACUCAGCCUAAUCUCUCAGUUGGAGCAAGAAGACAAGAUGAUGACAGAGGGAAGAGGAAUUCUCCCAGGCAUUUGUUCAGAUUUGGAACCUAUAAUUAAAGCCAAAUGGUUAACACCCAAGAAGCACGUUUUUAGGAAAAAACGUUCUAAUGGUGUAAAAGCGGAAAGAAAUCAUGUUGGAAUGAAACUUAAUGAAUGUAAUCAGUGUUUUAAAGUCUUCAGCACAAAAUCUAACCUUACUCAGCACAAGAGAAUUCAUACUGGAGAAAAACCCUAUGACUGUAAUCAAUGUGGAAAAUCUUUCAGCAGUAGAUCUUAUCUUACUAUUCAUAAGAGAAUACAUAAUGGGGAGAAACCUUAUGAAUGCAAUGACUGUGGGAAAGCCUUCAAUGAUCCCUCAUCUCUCAGACUGCAUGUAAGAAUUCACACUGGAGAAAAACCUUAUGAAUGUAACCAGUGUUUUCAUGUUUUCCGUACUAGUUGUAACCUCAAAAGCCACAAGAGAAUUCAUACAAGAGAGAAUCAUCAUGAAUGUAAUCUGUGUGGAAAGGCCUUCAGCACGAGAUCCUCUCUUACUGGGCACAAUAGUAUCCAUACAGGGGAGAAGCCUUAUGAGUGCCAUGAUUGUGGGAAAACCUUUAGAAAGAGCUCAUAUCUGACACAGCAUAUGAGAACUCAUACUGGAGAAAAACCCUAUAUGUGUAAUCAAUGUGGCAAAUCCUUUAGCAGUAGCUUUUCUCUUACUGUGCACAAAAGAAUUCAUACUGGAGAGAAACCCUAUGAAUGCAGUAACUGUGGAAAAGCUUUUAAUAAUCUCUCAGCUGUUAAGAAACAUGUGAGAACUCACACUGGAGAAAAACCCUAUGAAUGUAACCAUUGUGGAAAAUCUUUCACCACUAAUUCUUACCUUUCUGUGCAUAAGAGAAUACAUAAUAGGUGGAUUUGAAUACAGUAACUGGGAAAGCAUUCAUUGAUUUUUUUAAUCAGACAACUUGUGGUAACUCAUGCCAGGUGUAAGAGUUACCUGUUGCUGCCUAGCCAAUUUCCCUGCCAAACAUAGUGGCUUCAAACGACAAACACUUAUUAUCUCACAAUUUCUGAAAGUCAGAAGUUCAUAAAUGGCUUAAUUUUGUAGUUCUGGCUCAGUGUCUCUCAUGAGGGUGCAGUCAAGAUAGUCAUCAGAAGCUACAAUCAUCUGUAUUUUUACUGCUGAAGAGUAUUUUCCAAAAUGGCUGACUCACAUGCCUGGAAAGUUAGUGCUGGAUGUUGCCAGGGAACCUUCAUUUCCUCACCAUGUAGGAUUUUCCAUGGGCCUGAGUAUUUUUAUGUGUAGUAUCAGGUUCCCUCCAAAACAUUUGAUCUGAGGGAGAACUAAUGCCGAAGCCAUGUUGUCUUUUAUAACCUAGCCUUGGAAGGACAUGUUAUCACUUCCAUAUUGUAUGGAACACACAGACCAAUCCUGAUACAAUGUGGAAGAAGACUUCACAAGGAGUGUAUACCAGGAGAGAGAGAUCCUUGGGAAAUAUCUGAGAAGCUUGUCAUAAAAUCAGUGAAGCAAGGCCUUCAGCUUUCCAUCAAUUUGAUACUGAGCAACUCUCAGGUUAAUUCACUCUGGAGAAAAACUUUGAGUGCAAUCUUUGUGGGAAACUUUCAGCUCAAACUCACCUUAAUGUGCCCAGUACACGUGAUAAAUCAGUACAGAGAAAUACUCAUAUAAGGAAUGUGAAAACCCCAUCAGAACAGACAUUCACAUUACUGAACAAACGAUGGUGAGAUACUCUGAAUGCAACAAGAAAGCCUUAAUGUUCUCUCAGUUUUUGAGAGAUGUGAGGAUUUAUUCUGGGGAGAAAAUCCUGUUAAAUGUAAUCAGUACUGGAAAGUCUUCCAUUUUUCCAUUAGGAAACUGAGAACUCACUGCAAAGAAUAUAAAGAUUGUCGGAAUGCCUUUAAUGAUACCUGUUACAUUAGGAAAAAUAUUAAAUACUCCCUGGACACAAAACCUGUCAGUGUAUUAAUUUUGGAAGAUCUUUCCAUGAUUCCUCUUUGUUGACGUGAGAAUUCACGGUAGAGGAAGAUCCUAGGAAUGUAAUCGGUACGAGGAUGGCUCAGCCUCACCUAUUCACUGAGUAGCCACAAAAUAAUUUAAACCUGGAAUGGAAAAUGUAAACCUUAAGAGUGUGGUAUAUCACCUUUAAUAGUGACUAAUCCUUAGGUUGGUGCAUUAAUUUAUUUUCAGUUGUUAUGUUUUAGCAUAAACAUUUAUGUGUAUAGCUAUAGCCUAAA
Eptesicus fuscus (big brown bat) is the source of this 2414-nucleotide messenger RNA. It is a transcript of the gene ZNF558, whose product is annotated as zinc finger protein 558. Gene Ontology annotation, biological process: regulation of transcription by RNA polymerase II. Gene Ontology annotation, molecular function: RNA polymerase II cis-regulatory region sequence-specific DNA binding; DNA-binding transcription factor activity, RNA polymerase II-specific. NCBI's taxonomy places the organism in Eukaryota, Metazoa, Chordata, Mammalia, Chiroptera, Vespertilionidae. Gene Ontology annotation, cellular component: transcription regulator complex; PcG protein complex. The transcript is spliced from 4 exons. The record is from RefSeq and is a predicted model, not a curated record. The coding region runs from base 82 to 1077 and encodes 331 amino acids.